UAAUUAUGACCAAGCUUUAAGAAAAAUGAGGAAGGUGUGUAAGCAAUUCUGGCAUUGCUGUUCAAGUAGGAUUUAAUUCAGAAUAGUAACUAUAUAGGUAAUAGCUACAAAAAUUUACAAAAGGACAUGAUCGCUCAUCUGUUAUAAAAGCAGUAACCAAAUAUUACCUUGAACUUAAAUUCCUUGUAAUUCUAGGAUAUCUGGAAGUAGUCAUUGGAAAGGAAAAUGUAAGAGGUUGCUUUUAUUUCACGCAUUUCAGGAAAUGUUUGAAGACUACCAGUGUCUACUUUGGAGGUCUUUGGCAAGACUUUCUCAAGAACCAUGAAGAAAUUGCUGACUGUAAUUAUUUAAUAUCAAGGAAUUUAAACCAGAAAAAAAGCUUCUAGUCAAAAUGGGUAACGCAGCUGUUGUCCUUUAUCUUACUUUGCAAUUAAUGCAAGAGACAGAAGCAUCUGUUGUGAACUGCAUCCCCAGGAAAACAGUAAAAUACCAAACUGGAAAUAUAAAAACUUUUAUGAAACAAGAAUUAUCCAAUGUUUCCACUCUCCUUGUGAACGAAGAAACCGAUACCUUAUUUGUUGGAGGCAGAGAUGCUGUAUUUGCUCUUGACUUGAAUAAUGUUUCUAGAGAAAUAGCCAGGGAAUACUGGUUUGCUACACAGGAAAGACAACUGGAAUGUAUCCAUAGAGGAAAGGACAAGAUAAGAUGCCAGAACUACAUUCUGUUCCUCCAUAAGAUAAAUGACUCCAGCUUAUAUGUUUGUGGGACCAACGCUUAUCACCCAGCUUGUGAUCAUAUGGUUGUCCACAAAACAAACAUAAGUUUGCAAGGAAAAGCUGAAGACAGCAGAGGAAAAUGUCCAUUUGAACCAACCCUGAAAUUUGCUUCUGCCUUUGUAGAUGGUGCAUUUUAUUCGGCUACUUCAAAUAAUUUCUUGGGAACAGAACCUAUAAUACUCCGCAGUAUGAGGAACCCUGUAAGAACAGAAUUUAAAACGUCUUGGCUAAAUGAACCAAGAUUUGUUGAUAUGGAGGUAGUGCAGGAAAGUGAAUCUAAUCCAAAUGGAGAUGAUGAUAAAAUUUACGUGUUCUUCACUGAAACAGCYGUUGAAUUCGAAUUCUUUGACAAGCUUCUGGUGUCCAGAAUUGCCCGUAUCUGCAAGGGUGAUCUUGGUGGAAAACGCAUAUUGCAGAGAAGAUGGACAUCGUUUUUAAAAUCCCGACUUUCCUGUUCCAUUCCAGAAUUAAAUUUCCAUUUCAAUAUUAUCCAGGACAUCUUUUUACUUAGGAGAACAGACUGGCAAGAGAGCGUUUUUUAUGGAAUAUUUUUCCAGCAAUGGGGAAGAUUGGACAUAUCAGCUGUUUGUGCAUACAACAUGAAAAAUAUUCAAGAAGUCUUCUCCAAAGGAAGCUACAAAGGGCCAGUAACUGUGGAACCUUCCCAUGUUAAAUGGGUGGUGUAUAGGGGAGAGGUGCCGGUCCCCCGUCCUGGUGCUUGCAUUGAUAAUUUUGCCCGGAGCAUUGGAUACAACACUUCUUCUGACUUGCCUGACAAAGUUUUGCAGUUUGUUAGAGAUCAUCCUCUCAUGGAUAAUUCUGUAAAUCCAGUUGGUAAUAGGCCAGUGCUGCUGAAAAGAGGUUCAAACUAUACCAGGAUUGUAGUAGACAGAGUCACUGGCCUCGAUAAACAAACAUAUGACGUUAUGUUUCUAGCAACAGCUGAUGGAUAUUUGCAUAAAGCUUUCAAUUGGGAUGGGGAAAUGUUCAUUGUGGAAGAGCUACAGCUGUUUCCAUCUGCAGAGCCUGUACAAUCUCUCCAGCUGUCUUCUAAAAAGGGAAUGCUCUAUGCGGGCUCUCAAUCCCGAGUGGUGCAGCUGCCCGUGUCUGCGUGCCACCAGUAUAAGCAGUGCCUGGACUGCGUCCUGGCCCGCGAUCCCUACUGCGCCUGGGCCCAGUCUGCUGCCCGGUGUGUUCGYCUGGCAAAUGAAACCAGGGAUUUGAAGGAGCAGCCCAUCUUCAGCACCAGGGCCCACGUUUUCCAGAUCGACCCGGCCACCAAGCGGAACUGGAUCCCUGCCAGCAAACACGCCUUGACCGUCUCCUACUUCUACGAUGCCACGCGCAACGUGUACCGGAUCAUCAGUGUGGGGGGCACCAAGGCGAUCAUUAACAGCACUAUCACCCCCAACAUGACCUUCACGAAGACGUCCCAGAAGUUUGGCCAGUGGGCAGACAGCCGGGCCAACACCGUCUAUGGCCUGGGCUUUGCUUCCGAGCAGCAUCUCUCCCAGUUCGCCGAGAAAUUCCAGGAGGUGAAGGAAGCCGCCCGCUUGGCCAGGGAGAAAUCCCAGGACAAAACGGAGCUCACCAACCCUGCGCUCAGCCUCACGUCUCACCAGGUGCUGCCCAGCCCCAUCAUCAGCUCCAACGGACCAGGAGAAGACAAGCUCUUCCGCAGCCAAAGUGCCGAUGUGGAGAUAACAACGGAGAAGGAGCGGCUGAAGAAGAUGCUUUCGGAAGGCUCCGUGAGCGAGGUGCAGUGGGAAGCCGAGUUCUUCAGCCUCCAGGACAACAACAGCAAGCUCGUGGCCGCCCUCCACGAAGCCAACGCCAACGUGGACCAGUGGAAGAAGCAGCUGGCUGCGUACCAGGAGGAGACGGAAACGCUGCGGCAGCGGGUGGCGGAGCUGGAGUCGCAGGGAGCCCCCGACUCGGCCGCGGAGAACAGCAAGGAAGACCUGAGCCAGACGCUGGAGGAGCUGGAGCUGCUCAUCAAGACCAAGGAUGAGGAAAUUCAGAUGCUGAAGAGCCAGAAGUGCAGCCGAUGGGAAGCAGAGGGCGAGCGCGAGGAAACGCUGCAGAAGCUGCAGGAGCUGGAGACGCGCAACGCGGAGCUGGAGCGGCGCCUGCACCUGGCCGAGCAGACGCUGGCCGAGAGCCUGGCGGAGCGGGAGAAGAUGCAGAGCGAGGUCAUCAAGGUGGCCGAGAUCAUGGACGUGAAGAUCUUCGAGCUCAGCGAGAUCCGCCAGGGACUGGCCAAGCUGGUGGAGAGCAACUGAGGAGCGGCGCCCACGGAGGGGACCCUGGACGGCACCGGUCCCCGGCAGCACCCCGAGCCACACAACAGCCUCCYGGCCCCUUGGGGCAGGGUGCACCCRAUACCAGCAGCUGCCUGGACYGUGYGGAGGCCCCCGCGGCCACGGACCGCCCGCUGAGCACCCAUGGAGCGGACAGAGCGCCCCGAGCUCCCGGGUCCUCCCCAGGGAGCGUCCGCACGCGGCGGCCGGGCUUCUCGGCUGUCCCGUGCUGCCCCCGGCCUCCCUCUCGCCAACACUUGCAUCUCCCACCUUUUUACCGUCCUUUUCUAGGGAAGGGGCUGAGCAGYCUUCGUGGUUUUUUUCAGUAGCUUUUUUAGGGAACCUCUUGCCUUUUGCGGAACGUGCUGCUUCUGUUCGCUUGCCUUGGCAGGGAGCAGAGGUGCCAGCUCACCCAGGACUCCGGCUGCUCCUUUUUUCCUUGCCCAGGCCCUGACCAGAGCCUCUUUAGGAGGAUCCAGUAAGGCCGGUCACUGUCAGGAGCUCCAGGUGGAGCAGAAGUCCCCACCAGAGCCCCAAGGUGCUUGUUGCUCCACGUUUCCUUUCCCCUGUUCAGGUGCAUCCUCCAGAGGACCUGCAGGUUCUGCAGGUUUUGAAGCUCUUUUUGCUUUGGCAUGGUGGUUUUUAGGGCUUCUUGAAGCGGCGUUAAGCUGAGAGCACCGGCCUGGCUGGCAUGGGGGCGUCUGGGAAGCAGGACACCCCUCCCCAAGGGGACGUCCAGCCACUUGCUAGAUGAGUUUCUCUCCCUGCCUCUACGGACUGCACUUAAUUGGAAUUAAAUGGAGCAAAUUGCAGUUGC
Molecule: messenger RNA, 3893 nt
Organism: Nothoprocta perdicaria
Lineage: Eukaryota; Metazoa; Chordata; Aves; Tinamiformes; Tinamidae
Gene: HOMER3
Product: homer scaffold protein 3
Exons: 20
Coding region: 392-3058 (888 amino acids)
Biological process (GO): semaphorin-plexin signaling pathway; positive regulation of cell migration; axon guidance
Cellular component (GO): plasma membrane; cytoplasm; dendrite
Molecular function (GO): semaphorin receptor binding; G protein-coupled glutamate receptor binding; chemorepellent activity
Source: RefSeq, a predicted model, not a curated record